Molecule: messenger RNA, 2202 nt
Organism: Saxophila tyrrhenica
Lineage: Eukaryota; Fungi; Ascomycota; Dothideomycetes; Mycosphaerellales; Extremaceae
Exons: 3
Coding region: 1-2202 (733 amino acids)
Source: RefSeq, a predicted model, not a curated record
AUGUACAGUUGCUCCAACGAUCAACUGGUAUACCCGCCAACAGCGUCCGGAUCGUCAGCUCCUUCAUCAUCCUCAUCCUCAGCGGUUUUAGCAGUUUCUGGCUGUUCGGAGAAGCCAACGACUCUACAUCUCUCCUCAUCGCCCUACGAGAACUACUUCUAUUCCGACUGCCAUAGCGCAAGCCAGUUGGUGGUGACGAGCCCACAGCCGGAAAGCGACCUCGAGAUCAUUGUACCACGUUUGUUGGUCGCAUGGGCUGCUGGUGACUCGGGUCUCCUUGCCUUCUUUGCGCCUAAGAACGGCGUCAAUGGAUCUCUGAGCAUCGAGGUGUUGAAUGAUACGUCGGACGAGCCAUUGUCGGGCGUAUAUGAGCAACCAUCCAAUGGAUCCUCCAGCGGCAAUCCGGUGGUUGGCAUUAGCACGCUCGUCCAUUUCAACUCAUCCGCGGUCUUGACUGUCCCGAUUCUCGGAAGCAUAAGGAUGAUGCGCGACUUUGUCGAAGGACCAAGCCUACUGUAUCCCGAGAUCCAGGAUCCGAUCAGGUUCGCGUCAACGCAAGACAAUGGCGCACGUCUAUCACGCCGAUGGCUUGACAACCAGACCACUACGGAAAUGACGUUCAGGCCACGCUCCGGUGGUGCUUCUGCCAAAGUGGGAAACAGGACAGUGGAUCUCGAAGCUGGCACAUACGAGUUUACGGCAACCUUUGACUAUCCGCAGCUUGGACAGCUGAGUGCGUCUGAGGUGCUGGAUUCAGAGUCUCAAGAUCUCAUAAUCACAAACACCGAUCAGACGAAAUCACUUUCAUUCUUGUCGUACACAGAUAAGCUGCUGGCGGGGGCCUGGCGGUUCUUGACGUACUUUGGCCGCGACAGCAUGAUCACUCUACUCCUCAUGCAGCCCGUCCUGUCACAAGGUGAAGGCGGUGCGGUAGAAGCUGUGAUCGGGGCUGUUCUCGAACGGAUCAAUAAGACGGAGGGUACGGUGUGCCACGAAGAAACCAUUGGCGAUUACGCAACAUAUCAAAACCUUCAGAUGAACAUUAGUAGUACGGACCCCAUAUGCUCGUACAUCAUGAUUGACAGCAACUACUACCUCCCAAUCGUCAUGGAGAACUACUUCCUAAAGACAGCUACCGGCAGGAAUCGAAAGGAGGCUUUCUUCGCUCAAGAGUCAACCCUAGACUUUGGCAAUCAAGGACUGUCAUACGAGGAGCUGGCGUUGCGUAAUGCCGAAGAAGUGGUGCGGUCAGCUGCUGCAUUCGCUGCAGAGGGAGGCCAGACGAAGCAGAAUCUUGUUCACCUAGAGCCCGACCAGGUUGUUGGCGAGUGGCGAGAUUCAGAGUUUGGCAUAGGAGGUGGCCGCAUCCCGUACGAUGUUAACACUGCCCUCGUGCCUGCAGCUCUCCGGUCGAUCGCGGCACUGUCUGAGGCAGGAUUCUUCCCUGAGCAUCCGGACUGGGCGACGACAGCAGCUGAGUAUGCUGAAGUCUGGGAGGAUAACUCUCUUCACUUCUUCGAACAGACUGUACCUCAAGCGGAGGCCAAGUCGCUCGUUCAGAGCUACGCUUCCGAUGCCGGCUACGGCUUUCCGUCGCAAGCCGACGAGAUCACCUCAGAUGUCGUCUACCAUGGCCUGGCAUUGAAUGGGAACAACGGUCAGGAAGUCGUCAAAGUGAUGAACUCAGACGACAGCUUCAGGCUGUUCAUGCUCAACACCACCAACCAGGAACAGCUCACGAGCUUCCUAAACCAGUCAGCGACAAACAUCCGGACGCCGUUCCCAGCAGGUCUCUCGACCCCUGUGGGAGUGCUGGUAGCCAACCCAGCCUACGGCGGCCAACAAGUCUACGCAGCCAACUGGACAAAUGACGCCUACCAUGGCACCGUAGUAUGGGGCUGGCCUCUGGCUAUGCUGGGAGCAGGUCUGCAACGCCAGCUCCAGCGGUGCUCGUCAUCUGCUCAUCCAGAUUUCUGCAGCGACGACUCGGUAUACACGAACGUGCUGGCGGCGUACAACCAUCUGUGGGACCUCAUUGAUGCGAACCGGGAGCACUUGAGCUUGGAGGUCUGGAGCUGGCAGUAUCGCGACGGUGGCUUCGACUUUGUCGACUUUGGUUCGCUGACGCCGACGGAGAGUGACAUUGUGCAGUUAUGGUCGUUGACGUUUUUGGCCAUUACAAGGGAUGAGUCGCUUCGCUGA